This is a messenger RNA of Aspergillus ruber CBS 135680, 570 nucleotides long. Its product is annotated as histone-fold-containing protein. The record is from RefSeq and is a predicted model, not a curated record. Gene Ontology annotation, molecular function: protein heterodimerization activity. The coding region runs from base 1 to 570 and encodes 189 amino acids. NCBI's taxonomy places the organism in Eukaryota, Fungi, Ascomycota, Eurotiomycetes, Eurotiales, Aspergillaceae. Gene Ontology annotation, cellular component: CHRAC; nucleus. The transcript has 4 exons.
AUGUCUUCCAAAGACGUCCCCGAACUCUCCGAUGAAAUCACCGGCCAGAGCGCUCUUCCCAUCUCUCGGAUAAAGAAGAUCAUUCAACUGGACGACGAUAUCGUACAAUGUUCGACCAACGCUACAUUUGUGAUCUCCGUGGCCACGGAAAUGUUCAUCCAAUACCUCGCAGAGCAAGGGCAUAACGUCGUCAAAUCCGAACGGAAACCACGAAAGACCAUACAAUACAAGGACUUAGCUACGGCAGUUUCCCGGAUAGACAGCCUCGAAUUUCUCUCCGACGUGAUCCCCAAGACCACCACUUAUAAGCAAUUCAAAGAGAAGAAGGCGAAGGAGGGCCCCGUGAAAUCCGGCGGAAUCGAAAAGGGACAGCGCACACUGAACGGAACCAAGUCGUCGAAGCCGAAGUCCUUGAAACCGAAAGUGAACGGGGAUUCCAUGGAGCAGGAUGGGCCGUCGAUGGAGGAACCAUUGCGGAGUUCUGGGGCACCGAUUACUUUGGUUGUGGAUCGGACUGUCGAGGGGGUAUCUAAAGAGCAGGACCGUGACGUGGAAAUGACCGAUCAAUGA